UAUGGGUAUCCGUUAUGAAAACUUGAUAAAAGGUCCAACACAUAGAAAGCUGUAUAAAGAUAUAUCUUGACUGACAUAUACGCGGAAAUAUCUCGCUUGAUCUGUCAAGAGUUCGCCGUUGACAGUUCAGAAGUGAAAACGAUUGUUUUAGUACUUGGUAUUUGAAUUGAUUGAUACAACUUGCAAUUUCUAAAGUUUCCAUGAAAUCCAUGGAGUUCACCACAUGAAUGAAACGAUGAAAAGGAGUCAGUCCUGAAAAAAAUCUUCAAACUUAGCAGAAGAACGUAUUACUAAUCUUAGAUAACAUUGACGGUAUGGAGAAGACGACAGUUCUGGAUGGUUGGGAUAACAUUGACAAUAUGGAGCAGACGACAGUUCUGGAUGGUUGGGAUAACAUUACGUCCGAUGAAGAUAUACCAACACGAACGCUUCACCAGGUAGGAGCCACACUGAUCGGGUCUUUGGGUUUCAUUGCCAAUACGAUUAUAUUAAUCGCAAUUUUGAAGGCAAAACUUUAUCGCCAAAAUGUGAUUUUAUUUGUUCUUAAUUUGGUGAUAAACAACACCUUAGCCUGUGCGACGUCUCUGCCAUAUAUCGCCACCAUGGCGUUCAACUAUACCGACGAAGUCGACCUGGUGUUGUGCAGGGUCAUGGGGUAUAUCACCUAUUCCAUCACAGCUUCGGAAUUGCUAGGACUCGAUCUCGUCGCGGUCAACAGAUAUUUUCUAAUAGUGAGAUACAGUACAUAUUUACAGAUCUACAACGAUAAGAAAAACAUUGGAUUGAUGAUACUAAUGUCGUGGAUUAUUUACCCGACAAUGAUGCUGUUUCCCGCGACUGAUAUCUGGGGAAGUCUCUUGUAUGACCAAAACAGGUUCAUAUGUCAUCCAUUCAAGGCGAACGAUAGUUUUGGAAAAUUUUUAGUCGGAUUUGCUUUGUUAACUUCAGUUCCAUUGUUAAUCUUGGGAUAUACGAGCAUUUUACCAAAAGUGUUUUGGUCAAAAAAACAAGUGAACCGGACUCGUAGCAGAUCUGUGGCUAAUCAACACAUCUCGGACAAACCUCGGAGACGAGAUGUCCGUCUGGUUUCCCUGGUGAUAGUGCUGCUAACCACGUUUUGUCUGAUGUACCUACCUUUCGCUGUUAUAUCUAUCAUUGACGCUAAGGGAUCUAAAUAUGACCCUAGAAUACACGUCGGGUUGAUCUACGUAGCCUGGACUCACUGUUUGGUAAACCCUUUCUUGUACGCCCUCAUGAACCGCCAAAUCCAGAAGGCAAUAAAAGAUCUUUUCUUGGGUGCAGACGACAAGGAUGCCAUUUCGGGGGUAACAACAAUCAACCGAUCGAAAACUGAGACGGCUUCAAUUAAUACAACUCUAUGAACACGCUUCUGAAGAGGUAUCCUAGUACUGUUCCUUUAUCGGGUUCGUACCAGUUGUACCAAAUAGGUACGAUAUAGUAUAAUGGAAUGUAACUUAAUCUCAACUGAGUUCCCAAGAUGGCGACCGUCUACAUAAUAUAAUGGAUGUAAAAUCAAUUCGUGAAUAGUUCCGUCAAAUAUUGACAUAACAUUUCACUGCAAAGGAAGAGUUCUCAUCUCGUUGUUAACAAAAAGUAAAUUUGCGUGACAUAUGAUGAAUCAAUAUAGGGUCCAAAUGAAAAGUUUGAAGAGCUGGUUCGGUUCUGUUGGAACAGCGUGCACGUGUUACAUUACGAUUACAGCAGAUUCGUAUCGGUACAACUGGUACGAACCCGAUAAAAGAACGCACGAUAAUUAAGGUUCCAAAGAAUGUAUUUUCAAAGACUGUACAAAAGACAAACGCAUAUGAAUAUUAAUUUGAAAAAGAAUUCAGUAUUACGUGUAUAUAAAUUACGUGCCAAAACAAUGUUUUUUUGUUUUGUGAUAUAGACCGAAAAUAGAACAUGUUUUGAUGACGACACACACAAUUAUAUAAUACUGUUUUGUAGUUUAUUUCACCAUUUUUUGUUUCUUUUUAUCAUACUUAUAAUUAGGAGUGAUCUACAUUUCCUACCAAGUGUUAUGUAAAAUUGUGUUUGCUUUCUCUGUUCCGUUCAACUCAUCAGUAAUGUAUAUAAAUAAAUUUCACUUCGUGAUAUGAUCUUCGAUAUCAA
This is a messenger RNA of Pecten maximus, 2133 nucleotides long. RefSeq names its product G-protein coupled receptor moody-like. The transcript has a single exon. Gene Ontology annotation, cellular component: membrane. Gene Ontology annotation, biological process: G protein-coupled receptor signaling pathway. The record is from RefSeq and is a predicted model, not a curated record. Lineage: Eukaryota; Metazoa; Mollusca; Bivalvia; Pectinida; Pectinidae. The coding region runs from base 315 to 1382 and encodes 355 amino acids. Gene Ontology annotation, molecular function: G protein-coupled receptor activity.